GUGUUCUCGGGGCGGGUGUAUGUCCACAUCCUCUUGAGUACACCUAGCCUCUACCCUUACCUUGCUCGACUCGCUAGCGUUUGCAUCCCACAAACCUCGACCAGCUUCUCAGUUGACUGCGUCACCGCCACCCGAAGGUUGUACCCGAGCGUAGCUGCAGGCGGUAACUGUCGGAGAGUACUACUGUGAACGAGGGAAGACUGUCGCAAUGAAGUUUAUAUCGAGCCUAGCUGUAGUCCUGGCCAUUGCCAUGACUACACAGGGCUGUCCCUUCUUCAUGUCUCUGGAUGAGGCCAACAACUGCGUCUUUGAUCCCUUGCGGGCUUUGAGCAGCAACCGUGAAGAUAUCGAAGGUUUAAAAAGAGAGAAGCGGGAAGUGGACACUGAUCCCCAACAAGGGUUAAGAAGAGAGAAGCGGCAAGUGGGAUCUAACUGCCCGUUCUGUGCCGAUGGUGUUGUGAUGCUGUACCCUGACUGGACUGACACAACCUGCUCUUCUUUCUUUUUUGCUUUGGGGGCGUCAACACUAGAUACAGCUGCGAUGCAACAAGACCUUAUCUUCAACCCCACAACCAAAGCAUGCGAACCCAUCAUAAACCCUUCCAACGUAUGUUUUUACCGCUCCUUCGUCUCUUAAAGGCAGCUUGUCAUCAUCAGAGGCACAAGAUGAUCUGACCUAUCAUAAGUUGUUAGUCGGAGCCAAUAAUGUAGAUUUUUAGUGAUCAGUGUCCAUGAAUAUGAUUAAGUGCUAACCUCAGACUAAAACUGCAUCACAAAAAAACAUGUUUUCGUGAUAACAAAGAUUUUCUUUAACAUGAAAUGUCACAAAUGUAAUCCAACUAUAUAGUACUGUGUGUCAUAAAUGUCAUUUGACCUCCACACCACAAUGGUUGAACCUUUCAAGAGAUCGAGUUUUGUAUAGUAAACAGAAAAAAAUCAACACUUUGGGUAACUGCAUAAUUUAGGAUUUGAACCAAAUAAAUUAAAAAAAUUGUUUGUUACA
Messenger RNA from Pomacea canaliculata, 1003 nucleotides. RefSeq lists its product as uncharacterized. The record is from RefSeq and is a predicted model, not a curated record. The transcript is spliced from 5 exons. NCBI's taxonomy places the organism in Eukaryota, Metazoa, Mollusca, Gastropoda, Architaenioglossa, Ampullariidae. Bases 209 to 637 code for a protein of 142 amino acids.